This is a messenger RNA of Penicillium subrubescens, 1038 nucleotides long. Its product is annotated as cystathionine beta-synthase. NCBI's taxonomy places the organism in Eukaryota, Fungi, Ascomycota, Eurotiomycetes, Eurotiales, Aspergillaceae. Gene Ontology annotation, molecular function: cystathionine beta-synthase activity; cysteine synthase activity. Gene Ontology annotation, cellular component: cytoplasm. The record is from RefSeq and is a predicted model, not a curated record. The coding region runs from base 1 to 1038 and encodes 345 amino acids. The transcript has 2 exons.
AUGGAGAACACUCGACCGACAAAGGGUACUUUCCUUGGCCGACUAGGCAGCAUAUCCAUUAUAGACCAUAUUGGAGCAACGCCGCUCGUUCGAUUGAACCGCGUCCCCGCAACUAUCGGCGUCAAGGCCCAGAUAUACGCUAAGCUAGAGUACUUCAAUGCAAGCGGCUCUUCAAAAGAUCGAAUCGCAAAGCGCAUGGUCGAAAGUGCGGAGCAAGAUGGACGGAUCAAACCCGGUGACACCUUGAUUGAAGCUUCAAGCGGAAACACAGGAAUCGCAAUUGCUCUUAUCGCUGCGGUUAAGGGUUAUAAAUGCAUCAUCGUUAUGUCCGAGGUGAUCUCAUUGGAGAAAGAACAAAUUUUACAAGCUUUAGGGGCUAAAGUCGUGCGUACUCCUGUUGGGGUGCCAGUUGACUCACCUAAUCACGUAACCAAUACGGCCAGACGACUCCAGAAAGAUGUUCCUAAUUCACAUAUACUCGAUCAAUUCGCCAACCCCGAUAACCCGGCCGCUCAUGAAUUCGGGACCGCAGAAGAGAUCUGGUAUCAAAGCGAGGGAAAAGUCGAUGCCGUGAUUGCUGGAGCAGGGACAGGAGGAACACUUACAGGAACUGCGCGCGGAUUAAGAAAGCAUAAGCCAGGUAUUUUCAUGGUCGGAGUCGACCCGGUUGGCUCAGUACUUGGAAUACCGCGCAAGAGCAUUGAUGAGAAGACCGAGAUCCUAGUUGAGGGUAUUGGACAAGACUUUGUUCCGGAUGUUUUGGAUCAGGGGGCAGCAAAUCUCUGGAUCAACGCAAACAACGAACAUUCAUUCCGUUUUACAAGGCAGCUAAUUCGCGAGGAGGGUUUGCUUUGUGGUGGUUCUUCUGGAGCAAAUGUUGCUGCGUUAGCGCAGUUGGUUGAGAAACACCCGGAGUUGAACACGCCAGACAAAGUCAUUGUCAUCGUCUUCCCGGAUGGAAUGCGAAAUUACCUGUCAAAAUUUGUUAGCAAUGAGUGGAUGAAGAAGAACGGAUUUCCAGCUAUCGCUAAACUCUAA